Symbiodinium sp. CCMP2592 is the source of this 1578-nucleotide messenger RNA. The record is from the annotation of a GenBank genome assembly. Lineage: Eukaryota; Dinophyceae; Suessiales; Symbiodiniaceae.
AUGGCUUGGUUCCACAACGCCAAGAUGCAGCACGACGAUGGCCACUGGGAAGCGGAGGCAUUAAUGAACGGCUUGGGUUUGAACCUGGCAUAUCCUCCGUCGUCGCCUCAGCGCGACACGCUGAUCGCUGAAAGCCCCUUUCUGGCAACCCUCAUGAUGCUGGAAAUUGGCCGCCGGCAUGUGCAGAUGUUUACAGAGUAUGCUGCGAAGCCCAAACAGGUUAUCGACAUCAAGCUUGGCGAUGGCCGCACCAGAGCCGACGAAGUCAGGGUGGCAACUGUAGAGCUCACGGAAGAAGAAAAGCACGAACGUCUGGCCGGCCUCGAGGAGUUCGCGGCACGAUGUGGGCUCCGAGCAGACUGGGAAGAGCGUGCUGAGCAGUGGCUGGAGGGACAUCCCAGAGCCGCCGAUCGCUCCUCCAUGGAAGAGAUCGCUUCCGCAGAGCUCCGCCUUCGCUUUCUGGCUGUGGCCGACUCCAAACGCAAAAAGAACGGAGCCAGCUCUGAAGAGAGAGACAAGCAAGAGAAGCUGAAGCGAGAGACGGAAGCGGCGAUGCAGGCAAAGGAGAAGGCAGCUGCUGCGAGGCAGAAGGAGCGGAUGGAUCAUUUUCGAGGCCUCGACCCGGCCAACAUUCUGAGCAUCGCAUGGCCCAGCGCCAUAAGCUCCUACGUAAUUGACGGCGGUAGUGGCGGGGUGAUGCUUGUUGAUUUGGGCGCCUCCUGCGUCGUCCUGAAACCUCAGGGCAAGGCUGCAGCUUUGGAGAUGAUGGCGCAACACGUCGCUGACGUUCUUGAAGUGCCGAUAGCUCAUGUGCGUGUGGUGACUCGUGCGCAGGAGGAGUUCGGGGAGAUCCAGGCUAGUCUGUCGAGGUUCAUCAAUGGCGAUUGGAAGCAAGCGGAGCUUCUAGGCGUUUGGGAUCAUGCAGAUGGUGUGCGGGAUAUCGGUGGGAAUUUCUUCGGAGUCCUGGAGUUUGCAGCAGGGCAUGUGCUCAUGGGCCAUGAGGGGCACGAUGCUCUACAGGCUCCUGAUCCCAAGCUGAUGCAUCAGCUUGGCCGCGUGUGCGCCAUGGAUGUCUUAAUCAAUAACCUCGACCGGAUCCCCCUGCCAGUGUGGCAGAACGAAGGCAAUUUGGGCAACGUGAUUGUGGCGAGAGACACUGUCGUGGGAAUCGACCAGCAAGUAAACCUGGUGAUGCCAGGAAAAGGGCUAGACAACUAUCUGGCAAAAGUUGCGGCGCUUGUUGCAGCCUGUUCGCCGGAGGGAGACCCAAGCAUGAUCACAGCCAAGUUGCGCAAAGCUUUGGAGGAGAACUGUGCAGCUGUGAUCACUGACAAUGCCGCCGCUGAUUUCGUCCAUGGCCUGCGACAAGGCUUCGAAGACAUCGCACAUCACUGGAGAGGAGGAUCGCUGAGGAAGGGCCUUGAAAAAGGUCAGGAGGCAUGUUUGGAGACAUUCAUCAUCGACACCCCUGCCAUGGAUCACACGAUUGGAACACAGCCGCAGCUGAGCACUCUGGAUGCCGUGUGCGAGUUUGUAUGCACGGUUGCUGAAAAGAUUUCUGCGGACAUGCCAGCCUGA